Messenger RNA from Esox lucius (northern pike), 3469 nucleotides. It is a transcript of the gene vps35, whose product is annotated as VPS35 retromer complex component. Gene Ontology annotation, cellular component: retromer complex; retromer, cargo-selective complex; late endosome. The transcript has 17 exons. The record is from RefSeq and is a predicted model, not a curated record. Lineage: Eukaryota; Metazoa; Chordata; Actinopteri; Esociformes; Esocidae. Gene Ontology annotation, biological process: intracellular protein transport; retrograde transport, endosome to Golgi. The coding region runs from base 105 to 2501 and encodes 798 amino acids.
CGGUUUUGCGGACAGGGUAGUUGGGUGGAUUGCUAGCAGCAGUCACAUGACUGGGUAACGAUUUCAGGGUUAGCUAUCAGUUUCCUGAAACAAACUUGAUAAUCAUGCCUACCACACAGCAGUCGCCUCAGGAUGAGCAGGAAAAGCUACUUGAUGAAGCAGUGCAGGCUGUCAAGGUCCAGUCGUUUCAGAUGAAGCGUUGUCUGGACAAGAACAAGCUGAUGGAUGCAUUGAAACAUGCAUCUAACAUGCUAGGGGAACUGAGGACAUCCAUGUUAUCUCCAAAAAGCUACUAUGAACUCUACAUGGCCAUUUCCGACGAGCUGCACUACCUGGAGGUGUAUCUGACUGAUGAGUUCAUCAAGGGCAGGAAGGUGGCUGACCUCUACGAGCUGGUUCAGUAUGCAGGGAACAUCAUCCCUAGACUGUACUUGCUGAUCACUGUGGGGGUGGUGUAUGUCCGCUCCUUCCCACAGUCACGUAAGGACAUCCUGAAGGACCUGGUGGAGAUGUGUCGCGGAGUGCAGCACCCUCUGAGAGGCCUUUUCCUCCGAAACUACCUGCUGCAGUGCACCCGCAACAUCCUGCCUGAUGAUGGGGAGCAGACGGAAGGGGAGGAGUCAAUGACUGGAGACAUCAACGACUCCAUCGACUUUGUCCUGUUGAACUUCGCUGAGAUGAAUAAGCUGUGGGUGCGCAUGCAGCACCAGGGCCACAGCCGAGACCGGGAGAAGAGGGAGAAGGAGAGGCAGGAGCUGCGCAUCCUGGUCGGGACCAACCUGGUCCGACUCAGCCAACUGGAGGGGGUCAACGUGGAGAAGUACAAACAGAUUGUGCUGUCAGGUGUUCUGGAGCAGGUGGUGAACUGCAGAGAUUCUCUGGCUCAGGAAUAUCUCAUGGAAUGCAUCAUCCAGGUUUUCCCUGAUGAGUUCCACCUUCAGACACUGAACCCGUUCCUUCGCUCCUGUGCUGAACUGCACCAGCACGUCAAUGUGAAAAACAUCAUCAUCGCUCUCAUUGACAGACUGGCUUUGUUUGCUCAUCGAGAAGAUGGACCUGGAAUUCCUGCUGAGAUCAAACUGUUUGAUAUUUUCUCCCAACAAGUAGCCACAGUUAUACAGUCCCGCCAGGACAUGCCUUCGGAAGAUGUUGUGUCACUGCAGGUGUCCCUCAUCAACCUGGCCAUGAAGUGCUACCCUGACCGGGUGGAUUAUGUGGACACAGUGUUGGAGAGCACAGUGGAGAUCUUCAACAAGCUCAACCUGGAGCACAUUGCAACCAGCAGCGCUGUCUCAAAAGAGUUGACUAGGCUCCUGAAGAUCCCAGUGGACAGCUACAACAACAUUCUGACGGUUCUGCAGCUCAAGCAUUUCCCUCCACUUUUUGAGUACUUUGAUUAUGAGUCUCGCAAAAGUAUGAGCUGUUACGUCCUGAGCAAUACUCUGGACUACAACACCACCAUUAUAGCCCAAGAGCAGGUGGAUGCUAUUUUGACACUGGUUUCAACGCUCAUCCAAGACCAACCAGACCAGCCCGCUGAAGACCCAGAUCCAGAGGACUUUGCAGAAGAACAGAGCCUUGUGGGUCGCUUCAUCCAUCUGCUUCUUUCUGAUGACCCGGACCAACAGUAUCUGAUCCUCAAUACAGCCAGGAAGCACUUUGGUGCUGGGGGAAACCAGAGGAUUCGGUACACCCUACCACCGCUGGUGUUUGCUGCUUAUCAGCUGGCCUUCCGUUACAAAGAGAACUCCUCAUCCGAUGAUAAAUGGGAGAAGAAGUGCCAGAAGAUCUUCUCGUUUGCCCACCAGACCAUCAGCGCUCUGAUCAAGGCAGAGCUGGCUGAACUGCCCCUCAGACUCUUCCUCCAGGGUGCGCUGGCGGCUGGGGAGAUUGGCUUCGAGAACCACGAGACUGUAGCAUACGAGUUCAUGUCACAGGCGUUUUCUCUGUAUGAGGACGAGAUCAGCGACUCCAAGGCCCAACUGGCAGCCAUCACUCUGAUCAUUGGCACGUUCGAGAGGACAAAAUGCUUCAGCGAGGAAAACCACGAGCCCCUGAGGACACAGUGUGCGCUCGCCGCCUCCAAACUGCUCAAGAAGCCGGACCAGUGCCGGGCGGUCAGCAUCUGUGCACAUCUGUUCUGGUCCGGACGCAACACCGAUAAGAACGGAGAAGAGAUUCGUGAUGGGAAGAGAGUAAUGGAGUGUUUAAAGAAGGCGCUGAAAAUUGCCAACCAAUGCAUGGACCCUUCAUUGCAAGUGCAGCUCUUCAUUGAGAUCCUGAACAGAUAUGUCUGCUUUUACGAAAGGGAGAACGAUGCGGUGACAGUCCAGGUUCUUAACCAGCUGAUCCAGAAGAUCCGAGAGGACCUUCCCAACCUGGAGGCCAGCGAGGAGACUGAGCAGAUCAACAAACACUUCCACAACACACUGGAGCACCUGCGUCUGCAGAGAGAGUCGCCGGAGGCUGAGGGGGCUGCGUAUGAGGGCCUGGUGCUGUAGGGGGCGCUACACUUAUAAAUAGCUAUAUAUAUAUAUUUACACACACCGACACAUGUACACUUACACCAGGGUAUUCCAUCCAGUGGGACCAAACCAACCCCACCAACAACACCUGCCUUCAUUGCUCUUUUUCCCCUCUAUCCUUUUCUCUGUCACUUUUUCCUUCCAUCACGCCCCUUUAUUUCAUGUUACCGUUGUAACAUAAGGUGUUGGCUUUUGAGAAUACAUCGUGUACAGGCUGCACUUACUUUGCCUUGCACUUCCUGCGUGUUUUCAUUCCUACGUAUUUCACAGGUUUUUCUUUUGUCUUCAAACGUUGAAGAUCUAGCCAGUGGAAGCUCUUGUUUGGAAUGUGACGAACCCCACCCCCACUCCUCUCCGUGUGUCGUCAUUCUUUCAUGGUCAUGCAAAAGAGUGGAACAACGCCUGCUUUGAUUCGAGCUGUUCGCCGCGUUGCUAAUUAGUUUCACCUGGGAGAGUUAACCUACGGGCCGUACGCCGCAACCCUCUUCGCACACUCACACUUGGGCAGUCGACCGUAGGCUUUUCUUUGCCUUCUAUCUCAUCGUUCCCACAAAUGCUUUACUCGUUGUCUUUUGAGCUUCUAUUUUUAUUCCUGGUUGCAGCCUUACUUGUGUGGCCACCAGCCAUUUGUAGAGAGCUAAGAGGAGUGUGUUGGUGCAUGCUUUUAAACAUAGACCUGCUUUGGAUAUCUCACUGAGUGUUAACAGGAACUGGUUUGUAUGAUAUCCCUUUGUCACUGGAGCUACUACAGUGGCAGCUAACAUUAAUUUCUUAGAUGUCCACAUUGAUUGAAAGACCUCAAUUUGGGUCGAGUUCUAUUAAUCCUGUUCUCUUCUGGACCCCUAUGUAUUGUAUCUAUAGCCUACUUGUAAAUCAGCAGAAACAGAAUAAAUAUCAUCAAUAUCAUGUCAUUUGCACAAAUAAACAAAUUGAUAUUAACCCUA